AUGAUUCAUUUGCUUCUCGCUCCCGGGACAAAGGUAGAAGAGUCGUUCAACGUACAGGCCACCCACGAUCUGAUCUACGAGAAUUACAACAUAUCAAACUAUGACCAUAAUGACUUUCCUGGUGUCGUUCCGCGGACUUUUGUCGGACCCUUUGCUUUGGCCAGCUUUGGAUUCCCGUUACGAAUCGUGUUUUGGCUCUUCGGUAUUCAGAAAAUAUGGAUGCUCUUUGCAGUGCGCUUUUUCUUGGGUGCCGCGGUUGUGAUCUCGUUUUGCAACUUUUGUCGUUGUAUCCGCAAGCAUUUCGGCGAGGAAACAGCAAUAUUUUUGAGGGUUAUCACCGCCUCCCAAUUUCAUCUGCUUUUCUACGCAUCACGCCCGUUACCAAAUGUAUUUGCCCUGUUUGGAGUUCUUUUUGUCCUACAAAAGUGGUUUGACGGUCAGCACCAAUCGGCCGUUCGUUGGGCGACAGCGGUAACAUUUUUAUUCAGAUGCGAACUGGUGUUGCUUUUCGCUCCAGUAUUUCUACCUUCCAUUCUUGCACGACGGCUGCCACUCUUUGGGCGAAAUGGAGCGAUCUUUGCGGGAGUCACAACUGCAUUAAAAGUUUUGGCAAUUUCGGUGCCGCUCGAUUCACUGCUUUGGGGACGUUGGAUUUGGCCGGAAGGAGAGGUCGGAUGGUUCAACAUCGUUUUAAAUCGAAGCCACGAAUAUGGGGUGUCUCCUUUCUUAUGGUACUUCUACUCGGCGAUUCCCCGUGUAAUGCUUGCCUCGCUUGUGCUCGUUCCGCUUGGAUUGCUGAUUGAUAGAAGGCUGCCACCUCUUGUCAUUCCGCCGUUGAUCUUCGUCCUUCUCUACUCGAUUUUGCCACAUAAAGAACUCCGGUUUAUUCUCUACGUCUUCCCGUUGCUCAAUCUUCCAGCAGCUGUAUUUUGCGCUAGAAUGUGGAUAAGUCGUCACAAGAACUUCAUUCGCUGGCUACUCGCCUAUGGUUUUGCAGCUCAUUUGAUUGUCAAUGCGGUCGUCACGUGCCUCUUUUUGUACGCGUCCGCGAGAAAUUACCCUGGAAAUGAUGCGAUUGUCUACUUACAACACAUGAUGAGAAUGGACGGGACUAAACAUAAAACCCUCCAUUUGGACGUGAUGACGUGUCAGACGGGCGUUUCUCGAUUCCAUCAUUUGUAUACGACUUGGGAAUACAACAAAACGGAAGAGUUGGAUCAGAAUGAACUCGAGAGAUUCGACUUCUUAUCAGUUGGCGCAAAUGAUGGAAAAUUGCGGGAAUUGAUCAGUGCGAACUAUUCAUCGACUCAUCGUGUUUUGUUUGUUGUCCCGUCGUUCGAUGGAAUCAAGUGGAGGAAAUUCCGUCCAAUCAAAUGGUCACCGUUCCCAUUCUACUACCCGGAGUUGAAAUUCACGGAGAAAGUGGGUGUGUUGACGAAAAAAAUGAUGUGUGGUCGAGCUUUGAGAGCAAUUUGGAAGUUUCUCAUUGGACCAUUUUGGAGACCUUUCAUGGGAACACUGCAAGUUGCCCUGGCCGCUUUUUUGAUCAUCAAUCGCUCGUUUCUGUGCUCAUUCGAGCCGAGAUUUCCCGCUCCAAACCCAUGCAACUUCACGAAUUUGAAAGCGAAUUUGGAAAUAACACAUGAGAUCCCUCUCAAUGAACUUGGCGAGUUUCAUCAAAGCGUGCACUUUUCUCUUUCAAUCUACAUUGCCUUUCAUGCCGAGUAUCGAGAAGUCGUACACAUCAUGAAGCACAUCGAUCAAUCGCACAACAUCGCAUUGUCGGGCGAGAAUUUCCUCGAGAAUCUCACCGUUUUUUUCUACGCUCUGAACUUUGAGUUUCAUGUGCUUCUAGCCAGUUACGCGUACUUACUAUUUCGACAGAAUUCGUUGACUUCGACUUCAGCAAAAGAUUUAUCGGCUGCUUCAACGAUCGCCGAAGUACAAGUGGAUCGAGCGGCAAUAUCAACAACAAUCGACACUAGCAAUACGGAACAUGUUAAACCACCUCUUCCUCCGCCACCGACAUUUCAAGAGCAGUUGACGUUGAUCAAAGAGCGGUGCUGGCAAGCAUUUCAAGUGCUUUGUCAAAAAACUGACAAACACGAGUGUAAAGUGCUCGUUUUCGCCACCGUUGGAUUAACUCUGUACAACUUUUGUGGCAUUUUUGUGGCCCUACAAACAAUUACCCAAUACGAUGAGAUCAAAAGCAAGCGCACUUUGACAGAGUGUUGGAUCGCGUUGGUAGUGCCAGUCAUCAGCUGUUUUGAGACGACUUUCCAAACGAUUCUCAUGACCAGAUGCAAUCUUCACCACAUAGCUAUGUACUUGCUAUUUGUGCUCAAUGGAUUAGCUGUGAUCAAUAACAUGAUGGAAAUGCUGGAGGCUGGGAUUCACUCGACUCUUGUCACUCGAAUUGUCAACCGAAAUUUUCUUAUUUUCGCGCGAGCUCUGAGCAGUUUUGGACUUUUUUACAGACUGGCAUCGUUUUUCCGUUUUGGGCAUUUUAUCAAAAACUUCACGAGUGAGAAACCUCACGUGGCAUCCGAGAGUGAAGGCCUUCUCAAUCCUGAACACCAACAACACCAAGAUGAC
Mesorhabditis belari is the source of this 2595-nucleotide messenger RNA. Lineage: Eukaryota; Metazoa; Nematoda; Chromadorea; Rhabditida; Rhabditidae. The record is from the annotation of a GenBank genome assembly.